Molecule: messenger RNA, 661 nt
Organism: Phytophthora infestans T30-4
Lineage: Eukaryota; Oomycota; Peronosporomycetes; Peronosporales; Peronosporaceae
Product: 60S ribosomal protein L21-1
Exons: 2
Coding region: 32-514 (160 amino acids)
Biological process (GO): translation
Cellular component (GO): ribosome; cytosolic large ribosomal subunit
Molecular function (GO): structural constituent of ribosome
Source: RefSeq, a predicted model, not a curated record
GUCUCGUUCGACUUUUGCAGCUUAGUCAAAGAUGCCGCACUCCUUUGGUUACCGCGCUCGCACGCGCGACAUGUUCGCCCGCCCGUUCCGUCAGAGCGGCAUGAUCAAGAUGUCGACGUACCUGCGUACGUUCAAGGUCGGCGACUACGUUGACAUUAAGGCCAACGGUGCCGUGCAGAAGGGUAUGCCCCACAAGUUCUACCACGGCCGUACCGGCCGCGUGUACAACGUGACCAAGCGUGCCGUCGGUGUGCGUGUGAACAAGAUUGUGGGCAACCGCAUCAUCCACAAGCACAUCAACGUGCGCAUUGAGCACGUGCACCAGUCGAAGUGCCGUCUGGGCUUCCUCACGCGCGUUAAGGAGAACGAGCUGAAGAAGAAAGAGGCUCGUGCCACUGGCGUCCGCGCUCAGAUUAAGCGUACCCCCGGACAGCCUAAGGCCGCCUACACCCUGAAGGCCAAGGGCACCAAGCCUAUCACCAUGGCUGCGCAGCCGUUCGUGGACCUCAUGUAAGUGGCUUUUGGUGCAGCUAACACCAUUGCUACAAACGAACUGUUGGGAUCUUGCGCAUGGCCUGAAGUAAGUCGCUCCGUGCACGUCGUAACCCCAACGAGCUGGGCUAAAUGAAAGAACGAGUCAAAUCCACGGCGCCCUCUGCUC